Molecule: messenger RNA, 321 nt
Organism: Colletotrichum fioriniae
Lineage: Eukaryota; Fungi; Ascomycota; Sordariomycetes; Glomerellales; Glomerellaceae
Source: RefSeq, a predicted model, not a curated record
AUGCGCUCCUCUCUGGAGAUCAGCGAGCGCCUAAGUGGCUUGGUGGAAUCUUGCAAGAAGCAAUAUGAAUUAUGUCGGGCCCUGUACCGCAUAGCAGAGGCUUACAUCAAGGCGAAGAAGGGUGUCGCGUGUACUGCCGUACCAGCUGAGACCACCAUCACUCUACCCCUACAACAACCGACGACAGAUAGCUGGCCCUGCUUCGAGUCAAAUCUGGAGCCGAAUGCGUUUACGGACCUGCACGUCGAUGACUGGAAUGGCUCCUACAUGGGACAGAUGUCAUUCACACUGGAGAACCAUCUGGGCAAGGGCGGUCAUUAG